Molecule: messenger RNA, 411 nt
Organism: Calypte anna (Anna's hummingbird)
Lineage: Eukaryota; Metazoa; Chordata; Aves; Apodiformes; Trochilidae
Gene: TIMM10
Product: translocase of inner mitochondrial membrane 10
Exons: 2
Coding region: 79-351 (90 amino acids)
Biological process (GO): protein insertion into mitochondrial inner membrane
Cellular component (GO): mitochondrial inner membrane
Source: RefSeq, a predicted model, not a curated record
GGAAGCGGCGCCCACGUGGUUCCUGCCGGCAGCCGCCGUGGGGUCCUGUACCGAGCUGAGCGGGGCGUACCGGGCGCCAUGGACCCACUGCGGGCCCAGCAGCUGGCGGCGGAGCUGGAGGUUGACAUGAUGGCCGACAUGUACAACCGGAUGACGCAGGCGUGCCACCGCAAGUGCGUCCCCCCCCACUACAAGGAGUCAGAGCUAUCGAAGGGGGAGAGCGUCUGCCUUGACCGCUGUGUGGCCAAGUACCUGGAGGUGCACGAACGGAUGGGCAAGAAGCUGACAGAGCUGUCACUGCAGGACGAGGAGCUGCUUAAGCGCAUGCAGCAGGGCACCGGCACUGCCUGACCCCCCUUGGUGCCCCACCGGAACCACAAUAAACCCCAGGCUUUGGGCCACCUGGUUCCA